AACAUGCUCACUACUGCGUUGGAAGUGAGGAUCGCUGAAGUCCUAGGCUCCGAUGUCCGCGAUGCAAGACUUACAGCGAAAGAUGAGCUGACUGUGGCUUAUGACCUUACGCUCGCGGAUGGCCGCGUUGUGACACUUCGCAUACCGAGUUUUGGUAGCACGGGUUCUCUUGUCGAGUCGGAGGUGGCGACCGCUCGGUACCUUUCGUGUCGGACCACGAUCCCUAUCCCCGCCGUCCUCGCCUUUCAGCAUCUCUCCAAUGAUGAUUCGACCCCUUGCUUCGCGGUGUUCCAAAAGCCAUCAGGUACAAGCCUAGACGUGCUCUUUCCUAAGUUAUCUAUCCAUGAACAGGACCAGAUCGUCGCUACUAUCGCUCGAUGGAUGCUCGACCUCUUCCACCAUCGGUUCGACAGAAUCGGAAGCUUGACAGACGAGUCCGGCAGUAUAGGUCCGAUAUCUUCCAAACUCUUCUACGAGGAAGGCCGCUCCAAAUUCUCCCUUGACCGCGGUCCGUUCACCACUGCCAGGGCGUAUUAUCUGGCCUGUGCACAGCGAGAACUCGAUGCAUGUCGGAUGCUGUUCGCGCAAGACGCUCCGCCGUCCUAUCAACGCGAUCUCGAAGACUCCCGGAUGACGGUAGAGCGGAUAGCCGGCAUGCUCUGCGACCUGACCAAUCGGUGUCACGGGCUCGACGACGACGAUCCGGAAAUGGCACCUUUCUCGCUCGACAUCCACGAAAUCGCUCUCAAGGACAUCUUCGUUUCCCCAGGAAACCCUACUAAUAUUGUUGCCGUCACUGGUUGGCAAUGCAUCGCUACACGACCACUAUGGUGUUGUGCACGGCUACCGUCGUGGCUAUCGCCGUCGCUCUCUGUCCACAACCAGCAUGCAAGGCUAGCAGGCAUCUUCAAAGCUGAAGUCGCCCGUCUCGAAGGACUCGACUCGAUCUUCCUCCGUGCGUUGGACUUGGACGACGCCCGAUCAACCCUCGACGACCUGUCCAAUUACGACGCGUUCCGAGACGGCUUCCUUCUUCUCCCUGCCUUGGAGAACAUCCUCGCCACCCUGCCAGGUCAUGAGGAUUUCGCGGGCUUGAACGCGCUCCUGGAUCCCUCCACGCUGCCGGGGCGGGUCGCACGCAUCAAUCUCCUCACCCGCGGGUCCAAUGCGCUGUACCUCGCGAUGACGCCCCCGCGGAGUCCGCUGAUGGGUGCCGUGCACGACGACGGCACGGAAAAGGGAAUGCCCCCCGACAGCGCCGUGCUCGUUACGUAGCGGCUCGCUCGCCAGAAGCGGGGCAGGCGCGCACGUCUGCAGCAUGUGUACUUAUACGGCUCUCGAGGUGCCAGGCUUCGCGUUCGCGCGUCGCUGGAUUUGAAAUCCC
Trametes versicolor FP-101664 SS1 is the source of this 1384-nucleotide messenger RNA. RefSeq lists its product as uncharacterized. The transcript is spliced from 7 exons. The coding region runs from base 4 to 1275 and encodes 423 amino acids. The record is from RefSeq and is a predicted model, not a curated record. Lineage: Eukaryota; Fungi; Basidiomycota; Agaricomycetes; Polyporales; Polyporaceae.